This is a messenger RNA of Cyclocybe aegerita, 690 nucleotides long. The record is from the annotation of a GenBank genome assembly. NCBI's taxonomy places the organism in Eukaryota, Fungi, Basidiomycota, Agaricomycetes, Agaricales, Hemipholiotaceae.
AUGGCUUAUCAGGCCGUGCUGCCCCCACAACACUAUGUGCUGUCAGCCCCCAAUUUUUCUCAGCAUUUGACCUUACCCAGCUUUCAACACCUUCAGAUUAAUAUGGGGUUUCAAAAUAUGUAUCAGGCGACCUACAAUCAACAACUUCAUCCCUCCAACAACCUUCCACCCGAGCCCAACAUAUUUCGUGAGGUCGUUAUGACUGAUACGACUGCCUACACUGUCAAUACCGCCCCUGAGUCUGUCGCACCUUCAUCUGGGACUGGGAAAAAGCGGAAAGGCAUGUCAAAUCGAGGUGCAGCGGCAAAGCGGCGAAACACAGAGCAAACUGCUUCAGGGCCCUGCGCUACAGCGCAGCAGCCUGUUCCGGGCUCCUCGAGCACACAGUUACCCAGUCAAGCAGUUUCCGGUGUAGGACUGAACACUGUGCCUGCUUCUACUCAAUCAAACGAUACGAGCGCUGUCCAUCCUUGUCUCGCUCAUGCUUCAGGACCAUCAGCUUAUUCCUGGAAGAUUGCCUUGGACAAAAUUCACAAAAACAACAUGACACUUGCAACCGACAUCUGGUACUUCACGCAAGGCCUUAAAUCCAAUAUUCGUCCAGAAACCAUGCCGGAAAAGGAGACACUCACUGAAGAAAGACCAAGUCCGAAGCAGUACUCUCAUCUAGGAUGCAUUUUAUGCACAUAA